Durio zibethinus is the source of this 4297-nucleotide messenger RNA. RefSeq names its product ubiquitin carboxyl-terminal hydrolase 25-like. NCBI's taxonomy places the organism in Eukaryota, Viridiplantae, Streptophyta, Magnoliopsida, Malvales, Malvaceae. The record is from RefSeq and is a predicted model, not a curated record. Gene Ontology annotation, molecular function: cysteine-type deubiquitinase activity. Gene Ontology annotation, biological process: protein deubiquitination. Gene Ontology annotation, cellular component: nucleus; cytosol.
GCCCAAAAUAACAAUUAAUUAAGGGGAAAAAAGGGCUUUUUUUUUUGUUUUUUAAAUGAAAUAACGAACCCACACGAGAUUUUUCUCCUUCUUUUGAAAGGCUAGCAAAGGGGAAAUUUUGAUUUUGAAAGCAAAUUUUCCCUAAAAAAAAUUAAAAGGAGAUGCGACUACAGCGGUGUGGGUGGGCGUCCGAUGAGAGAUCGUCCAAGGAGGACCACCACCGUUGAUGGGAUUUGUCAAGUUGCAAAUGACUUGGCAGCCGAGUCUACUCAGUGAAAAACGGAAGAAAGGUCCUCCAUUAGGCUUAAGAAACCUCGGCAACUCUUGUUACCUCAACAGCGUUCUUCAGUGUCUCACCUACACUCCACCACUCGCCAAUUUCUGCCUCCGUUCCCAACACUCCUCCUUCUGCGACGCCUCCGCCUCCAAAAAUCCCCGCGACUGUCCGUUCUGUAUCCUUGAAGCUUGGAUUACACGCUCCUUAACCCUUGAUCUCACCCUCGACGCGCCUUCCAAGAUCCAAAGUUGCCUUAAAAUCUUCGCCCAGCAUUUCCGGUUCGGUCGACAAGAGGACGCUCACGAGUUCUUGCGCUAUGUAAUCGAUGCUUGCCAUAACACGUGUCUGCGUUUGAGGAAAUUGCGGCGAAAGGGAAGGGAUGAAGAAGGAGGAGAACCGGUGAAUGGCAAUACCGUAGUUAAGGAGAUCUUUGGAGGUGCUUUGCAAAGCCAGGUUAAGUGUUUGGGGUGUGGUGGGGAGUCAAAUAAAGUUGAUGACGUUAUGGAUAUUAGCCUUGAUAUAUUGAAUAGCGGUUCACUAAACGAAGCUAUGCAUAAGUUUUUUCAGCCUGAGGUUUUGGAUGGGAACAAUAAGUACAAUUGUGACCAUUGCAAGAAAUUGGUGGCAGCAAGGAAGCAGUUGUCAAUAUGUCAAGCACCGAAUAUACUUGUUAUCCAACUGAAGAGAUUUGAGGGGAUAUUUGGUACGAAGAUUGAUAGACUCAUUAAAUUUGAAGAAGUUUUGGUUCUUUCAAGUUUCAUGUGUAAAGCAAGCCAGGAUCGGCAACCAGAGUAUAAUCUAUUUGGUACUAUUGUGCACUCAGGAUACUCACCAGAAUCGGGACAUUAUUAUGCAUAUAUCAAGGAUGCAAUGGGAAGGUGGUAUCGCUGCAAUGACUCCUUUGUCUCACUUUCAACUCUGCAGGAGGUCUUGUCAGAGAAGGCUUAUAUUCUUUUCUUCUCUCGCAAUAACCCAAGGCCAGGGUAUUUAGGUUCCACAUUUUCUUCCAAUGGAGUUAAACCACAUGAUUCUAAUGGAAGUGAGGCAUCCAAAAUACUGAAAGCUGUUCAAUUGAAACCGGUCCAAACAAAACAUUGUAUCGAACAAUAUUCACAGGAGGAUAAGGUUGGAAAACUGUCUUCAAGCCCACAGGUUAAAUUCAGUAUUUCUGAAAAUCCUGGUCCCAAAAAGCUUCCUGUUACAAAUAAUGGAAAAGUUGGCUUCCAUAAGACUCAGAACAUCGCUGUGAAUGGAGUUUCGAAGGAGUCAAUCCCUGUGGAGAAGAAUGUGAAAGAUAUGUUGUCAUUCAUGAGCAGGAAUGGUAUUGACAAGAGUAGAAAAGUUGAUGCUGUUGGUAGUGAAAAAAGCCAACCAUUUGCACUGGCAAAUGGAAAUUCUAUGAAAUCUGAUCCUUUUGCAGUUAAUGGUAACAGGAGCAAGGUUGUUGGGGGGCAGGUUGAUACUGCUAUUUUUGAUGCAUGUAACAAAUCAGUGCAAAAGAAAAUUUCAGAAAAUUCUUGUGAUAUUUCAGGGCCAAAGAGAAAAUCAGAAGAUUCUUGUGACACCUCAAAGCCAAAGCAAAAAUUAGAAGAUUCUUGUGAUAUCUCAGUGCCAAAGAGAAAAUCCAAAGAUUACUGUAAUUUUUCAGGGCCAAAGAGAAAAUCAGAAUCCUCUUGUGAUAUUUUGGGGUCGAAGAGAAAACCAGAAGGCUCUUGUGAUAACUCAGGUCCAAUGAUAAAACCAAAAGAGUCCUUUGUUAACUCAGGGCCAAUGAAAAAAUCAAAAGACUCCUGUGAUUACUCAGGGCCAAAGAAAACAGAAGACUCCUGUGAUUACUCAUGGUCAAAGAAAACAGAAGACUCCUGUGAAUUCUCCAGGCCAAAGGGAACAUCCUGCAUUUUGCUUUCCCAGGAUGCUCAAUCUCAUGCCGAAGUUGAAAAUAUGAAAGAAAUGUUGAAAAAAGAAGCUUCUUCAGUUUUGCGAUCAUGUGGCUGGUAUGGUGAUGUUUACAAUUUCAUGUAUUCGAGGAAGCAGUUGUGCUUACUGGAGACUGGAAGCACUCUGAGUGGCAAUGAUUUAGUGAAGAAGUUGAUUGCAGAUGCAAAGCCAACUUUUAUUCCACAAAUACCUGAGUCACUGAAGGAGGAAUUAAUUAAACGUCUUCAAUCUUUUAACCAAACAAAACAAGAUCCUUGAUCAGCAUAGUUGUCCUUUAGCCUGGAACCUUGUUGUAGCAUCUGUAUUACUAAUUGGUGUUUUAGAGAAAGAAUAUCAUUUUGUGCAUGUUACUCCUGUCGGGAUCAACUGCCAGCAGUGGCAGGAGAUUGCCUUCUUGUCGCAUCAACAUUUGCUGAUGGCAGCAAGCAUGAUGCUCGUCGGUGCCCUAUGAAUGAUUUUGAGAUGACAUGGCUGAGUUCAAAUAUUGCCUAAAGUUUUGAUAUUCAAGGCCUGAGCUAUUUUUUUUUGGCAGAGAAUUGAGGAAUCUUAUUCAUUUUGUAUUAUAUCCAUUUUGAAUAAAUCAGUAACAUAAAAUCUUCAUUUUAUGGUUGCAUUAACAAAUUUCCCAUCAAAAUGUGGUCGGAUGAUACACUCUGUAUGUACUACUACCAAUGAGUCAAAAUCCUACCAUGGCUGUUUCCUCAUCUUUCGGUUCUUCCCCGUCGUUCGGAACUGUUGUAAAUUAUAAGUAAUUCAUGGGCAUUCUGUGGUGAGGUCUCUGCCUGGGUUUGCCAUUUUCUUAUUUUUGGUUUGCAGGCAUGGUCGGAAUGGCAUUAGCAAUAACGUACCAUUUUAGGUGUACAGACGUAGGUGCUUGUUCUCUUGAAUUUUCGGCCUGGCCUUUAUGCAACGAGAGUGAGGAUGGCCUUGGCAGAGAGGAGUGGAAUGAGACCAAGGAAUUCAGUACCAAAAGCCAACUGCUUCUGAAGAUGAACCCAAUUUACCAGAAAGUCCCAGUUUUGAUCCAAAAAGAAAAACUUAUUUGUGAAUCACUCAUCAUUGUUGAAUACAUUGAUGAGGUUUGGAAUCAGAAUUCUCCAUUGCUGCCUUCUGAUUCUUAGCAGAGAACUCAUGCCAGGUGUUGAGCUAAUUAUAUUGACAAAAAGUUAUCCUAUUUAUCCUUUAUUUUACUCCUACUUGAUUAUUUGUUUUACAUUUAUAAGCAAAACUUUGAGAUAGAUAGGAUUUAAAUCUUGAUUAUUAGAAUUAAGAAUUCAACACUUGGAUUAUGUAACUAUUGGCAAAAGAAUUGUGUAAAUAUUUACAUAAAAAAAAUGUUAAUCCGUGCCUAAUAAUAUUGGUAAGGAAGAUAUUUAAUUAGAAAAAACUGGGACUAAAAUAAUUGCAUUUCAAAUUCGACCUAACUAGUGAAUACUGUGAUAAAUUGGAUACAAUUUCGGGACUAGAAAUCACAUAUGGUUCUAUAAGAUUACUUUUUCAAGUUUAAUUUUGGAUUAUUUAAUAAAUAAUUAGCAAGGUGUUAUUAUAUGCAGAUUUUCCUUAUUGGAAGCAAGUUAUGGACAACAGCAAGUGAUGAAGCCAAGAAGGCCGCAAAGGAACUAGUUGAGAGCUUUAAAUAUUUAAACAUUAGGAGAACUUGGAGACAAGCCACAUUUUGGGGGUGAAACCUUUAGCUUCAUAGAUUUAGCUCUCAUUGCUCUCUCCAGCUUUUUCCAUUCAUUCGAGACCCUUGGAAGCUUCUACAUAGAAGUUGAGUGCCUUAAGAUUGUGGAAUGGGCAAAGAGAUGCAUGGAAAAGGAGAGUGUCUCUCAGUCUUUAUUUGACAAAUUUAAGACCCAUGAAGCUGUUCUAGAGAUCACAAAGAUGUUGGGUUUUGCGUUAUACAAAUUUAUUUUGCUCAUGCUUUAGCAAUUUAAAUAAGGGUUAUGGCAAUUAAAAAAAAGAAAGUCUUUUAGUUGGUUUUAUAACGUCUUCAAUGGGUUUUCCCUAAUGGGCUAUUCAUUUCAUUGAUAUUACUAGAGAUAUAAAACUAUUUGAUUAAAUUUAUUAGAUGCAAAGUUU